UUUACCACAAUAAAAAAAAAUGACAUAAUAAGAAAAGCGGUGUUAAUGCCCUCAACUUGACUGGGAAUGUGUAGGGCUUCUCCAUCCCAUGGGGCGUUCUCUGAGAGCAGGGAAAGAUGUCUCCCUUCUCCGUCUGGGGCUCUCCCGGGAGCAGCAGGUGUUUUUUUCAGCGGAUAGCUGCUUCCCCAGGGCCUGGACUGGGCCUGUUCCUCAUCAGACUGAGGUGCUUCCCGAUGGUGGAGUUCCCUCCACGGGGCGAGGUUCUGUCUCCUCCUUCCGAGGGAGUUGUUCUAGCAACUGUGUAUGGGAGGUGGGGAAAAGUGGGCCUCUUGUUUGAGACUUUCGUCCGUCCUCCGCAGCCUCCGGGCUCAGGAGCCCCACAAGCGCCCAACACCUUCGUAACCUCCAUCUAUCUUCUGCCUCUCCAAGUUCCGCGCCCUUAGAAGGCCAGCGCCGUCUCCCCGGGCUGGCGGGCCCAGGCGGCUUUCCGCCCUCUUCCAAGAUGGCCGCCACCGCCUCUGUGACAGGCCUGAUCACGUGGGCGCCGUCGCCUAUGAGGUCGCCGCGGCUCCGGCGGUGAUUGUCCCUCCCCGAGCCCCGUCCCGAGGAGGCGACUGCCCUUGUCAACCGAAGCCUGAGCGAUCAUGGCAACGGGCUCGGGCGGGGAGCGCGUGGCAGCGGUGGCAGUUUGGUCGCGGGCCGGGGCGGCGGAGCGGCGGCGGCGGCGGUGGCACUGGCGCUGGCACCGGCCCUGAGCGCCAUGCAGCGGGGCAGCUCCGAGAGGGAGCUGGCGGCCAGGUGGGAGGCGGAGGCGGUGGCCGUGGCCGAAGCGCCGGCGGCGGCGGCGGCGGAGCAGGGCGGCGUGGACUCGGGCGCGGCCGGGGAGCCGGAGCGCAAGGCUCCCGAGGAGCAGCCCAGGGAGGGGGCCCCGGCGCAGCCCCGCGCGGCCGAGGAGGGGGACGCCCGGGUCGUCCCGCGGCCGCCGCCCACGCUGCCCCUGGCCAAGCCGCAGCCGGCGCGGGCGCGGGGCCUCUGCCCGCACCGGAAGCCCCGGAGCAAGGGCCGGGGCUGCCGGCGGAGCUCGGGCCGCUCGGCGGACGAGUACUGCUCUCAGCGGCCGGUCACCGUGGACAGCUCCAAGGCCAGGACCUCCCUGGACGCCCUGAAGAUCAGCAUCCGCCAGCUCAAGUGGAAGGAGUUCCCAUUUGGCCGACGCUUGCCUUGUGACAUCUACUGGCAUGGAGUUUCAUUUCACGACAAUGACAUAUUCUCCGGCCAAGUGAACAAGUUUCCAGGCAUGACGGAGAUGGUGCGUAAAAUUACUCUGAGCAGAGCCGUGAGAAUCAUGCAGAAUCUCUUUCCUGAGGAGUACAACUUCUAUCCUCGCUCAUGGAUUCUGCCUGACGAGUUCCAGCUCUUUGUUGCUCAGGUUCGAAUGGUGAAAGAUGGCGACCCCUCCUGGAAGCCCACUUUUAUUGUGAAACCUGACAGUGGUUGUCAGGGCGAUGGCAUCUACCUCAUUAAAGACCCCAGUGACAUCCGCCUGGCAGGGACCCUUCAGAGCCGACCAGCGGUGGUCCAGGAGUACAUCUGCAAACCUCUUCUGAUCGACAAGCUCAAGUUUGACAUUCGUCUGUAUGUCUUACUCAAGUCCUUAGACCCCUUAGAGAUUUAUAUAGCCAAAGAUGGACUCUCUAGAUUUUGUACAGAGCCAUAUCAGGAGCCCAACCCCAAAAAUCUGCACCACAUCUUUAUGCACUUAACCAACUAUUCCCUGAACAUCCACAGUGGUAACUUUGUCCAUUCGGACAGCACUAGCACGGGCAGCAAAAGGACUUUCUCUAGCAUCCUUUGUAGGUUGUCUUCCAAAGGUGUUGACAUCAAGAAGGUCUGGUCUGAUAUCAUCUCCCUGGUGAUUAAGACUGUCAUUGCCCUGACUCCAGAGCUCAAAGUUUUCUACCAGUCGGACAUCCCCGCGGGGAGGCCGGGGCCCACGUGCUUCCAGAUUUUAGGCUUUGACAUUCUUCUAAUGAAAAACCUGAAGCCUAUCCUACUUGAAGUAAAUGCGAAUCCCAGCAUGAGAAUCGAACAUGAGCAAGAACUUUCUCCAGGGGUGUUUGAAAAUGUCCCCAGCCUUGUCGAUGAGGAAGUAAAGGUGGCCGUGAUCAGAGACACGCUGCGCCUCAUGGACCCACUCAAGAACAAAAGAGAGAACCAGUCUCAGCAGCUCAAGCAGCCACUAGCCGCAAAGGAAGAUCCUUCUGACAGCGAGCCGGCCAACACCUCCGACAGCAACUGCAAUCCCGAAGCCCACCUGCCGUCCAUCUGCCUCAAGCAGGUGUUUCCCAAGUACGCCAAGCAGUUCAACUACCUGCGUCUGGUGGACAGAAUGGCAAAUUUGUUUAUCCGGUUCCUGGGAAUCAAGGGGACAAUGAAGCUGGGGCCAACAGGCUUCCGGACUUUCAUAAGGAACUGCAAGCUCAGCAGCAGCAGCUUGUCCAUGGCGGCUGUGGACAUCCUCUAUAUUGACAUCACAAGGAGGUGGAACUCCAUGACCCUGGACCAGCGGGACUCAGGCAUGUGCUUGCAGGCCUUCGUGGAGGCUUUCUUCUACCUGGCUCAGAGGAAGUUCAAGAUGCUGCCUCUCCACGAGCAGGUGGCCUCACUGAUCGACCUGUGUGAAUACCACCUGUCCCUCCUGGACGAAAAGCGCCUGGUGUGCAGCCGGAGCGGCACAUCAGGGGGCCGGCCCCCAGACAGCGGCACCCCCCAGGAGGCCGCCCCCUCGGCUCAGCUGGCAGAGGGCAACCCCCCGUCCUGCACAAACAGCGCCCACAAGUUCUCCCAUUCCAGACACACGCUGUCCUGAGGGCCACUCGAUGCUGCCGAUGAAGAGCGAGCCCUUCAGGGCCGAAGAGAACCCUCUGGGCUUCCCGCCUGUGGAGAGGGGGCAGGCUGCGGAGAGGUCCUGCUGGAGAGCCCCUACUUGUCCCCAUGUCCUGCUCGGCUGUGCUUUGAAAGGCUGAUGAUUCCCCGCCCGCCUUCCUCUUGGUGGUCCAACUAUUCAUGAGUCAUCGGUGGACAUAUGACAUCCAAAACGUGACAGAUGGCAUCUUCUAUUCUGGGCUCACAGGAAGCAACAACCGGGGUAAAACUGUUGUACUGGGGGGCAUGGGGCGCCCGUGGUCCCCGGCCUGAGCUGUGGCGAGGAAAGAACUCCAGGAAGCUGCGUCCCGGGUCUGCCGGGGCCUCCGAGAGAACACUGUUCAGUCCCAGGGACAUCAUGUUUGCUUCCUACCUGCGAGCUGUGAAAACGAAGUGGCACUAGCAAGUGGGCAGACGCGACUCUCCGUGCCAAUCAUGGGCUACAUGGGUGCAGCUAACAGAUUGGCCUCAUUUAUUUCUUUAGCUUGCCUGUUGCUGCAAUGAUCGCUUUGUUAUUAAUUAAGAAAUAAUUAACCAAGAAGUAACUAAGGAAGGCUCCGAGAGUCUUAGAGUGGACAGGAGCCUCAGAGGUCAUUUUGUUUGGUUUUGUUUGACCUUGACCCCAGAGCCGGUGUCCCACUGUCACGUGGCUUCUGAUUGCCCACCCUCCCUCCCCUCCACAGAUAGGGCGCCACUUCGUGGCCAGAAGGUGGGUGGCAGGCACUGCCAGAGGGCCCCUGGGUGGGCGGAGGGGCUUCAGCGGGGAGGACAGAAGACCCUGGGGAGGGCCAGUGUGAGCAGGAGCAUGAUGUCCGAAGCUCAAGUGGCAGGUGUGGCCUGAGGGAAAGGAGGGCCCACACUCUCCCUGCCACGAGACCCUUUCCUUGUCUCCAUCUGUGUCCCCAGGCCAAGCUCUUCCCGGAGGGGGAGACUCAGAGGCCACCAAAGGUGGCAUUUUGGAAAACCAAGCCCUGAAGAGCUCCCUCUGGGCUGUUUGGCGACAAGAGCCACCGGUAAUGACUUUGUUUUCCCAAACAGCAGGACAGGAGGCCAAAGACAGGAGGGGCGGCAGAGGAGGCUGCACAGGGACAGUCAUCAGCUUGAUUCCCCAGUCCUCCUGGCUAGUUUCCUAAUGCUCUUCCCAUUUUCAGAUGGGAAAACAAAGGUCCGGGGGUGGGGGGGGGGGGUGGUGACCUGGUAACGUCAGGCUUGGUCCAGUUCUGUUGGUCGACCCCAGAGCCCCAUUUCCUUUAUGUGUCCCGGUGAGCGUGACUCCAGCUCCAACCCUCCCUGCCCCUGCUCCGGGGGGGCCCGGGGUCUCCCAGGGCCCUGCCCCUCUCCUGCAGUCUGGUGGCCUGGGCCAGGACAAUCAGUGUUCUUAAGUGGUCUGCUGCGAGAGAAACCACCUUGGACGACCCCAGGCCCAUUCUUCAGUCCCUGUUGUUGCCGGAGCAAAUGGGCUUCACGGUGAAAGACCAAGUAAACAUGUCUCUCACACUUGUUAGCAACUGGGAGCAGCACAGAGUCUUUUUAACAAAGCUCUGAUUUUGUUUUCAGAAAGCAUUCGCUUGCCAACAUGGAGUGCAGUUUUCAGCUCCCAAAUCAACCAAGCACAUUGGAUUUUGGUGGGGGAAAUGUCAAUUUCGAGCCACGUGGUUUGGGGUGAUUUGAAAAUGUCAGUUCUCACGGUGAGGAAUGUCCUGUCCCCCACCUUUGCACGUCAUCUGCGGGCAGGUGGCUCUGCCCAGCCCUCCAGGUCACUGUCUCGAAGGAGCCCCUCCUCUGUGCCAGGGCCCGAAUGAGCCCUGCACCCCAUGGUGAGUGCCGGAAAUGAGGCCAGUAAGUGAGAGACGGGCCCUUUUUUCUCAAUGCUGCUGAGCAGGAAGAAUUAGCGGCUGCUUCCUUAUCAGGGUGAGUGAUAGGCUUUCCCCACCUCCUUGGGGCCCAGGGGAAGCCCCCCUUGGGUAGCUGGCCGCUCGUGCUGCAGGGUGCAGAUGAAGUGAGAGCAAAGACAGACGUUCCCUUUCUCCUAGAAGAGAGGAACCGGGAGCCAAGGAGCCGGGGUCCGGAGAUGCCCUGCGAGAAGCUGAGCCCCCUGUGUUUUGCCCUGUGUUCCCCCAUUUCUGGGAUACGGCCCUCAGGAUCCACCCCUGGCCUCUUCUCACCUCGUCCCCGUUCCUCCCCCUCCUGCCGACCCCCCCCCCACACACACCCACCCACACGCACACACGCACACACGCACCCACGCACCCAUACACACGCACACACGCACACACAGUCCAGCCGAAGUCCCUGAAGGGCCAGCACUCCAGAGUGGGUUGAGUUCAGUGAAUGGAGAAAAUCAGGCUCCGCCAGUCUCAGCUCUGGGGACACCACGGGGCCGUGCCUGCCUUGCUGCUGCUGGUGCCCCGGUCAGCCUCCUUCCUCUUCCACGCUAGCUGUCCUGCCUCCCGCCCUCCAGCCUCCUGGGAGAGGUGCUUCUCUGCGGGGCCAGCAGGCGCGCCAUCCCCACAGCCUGGCCAGUCUGGAGCCCGCUGGAGGCGCUUACAAAGGCACGUUGGAUCCCGCACAGCUGUUCCAAGCACCGCCUAACGGGCCCCUCCCCACGGGCGGAGGCAGAGCGUCCUGGAGACAGAAGCCUCCAUCCCCAAACAAGUGUCCUCUUGUUUCUCCCGUGGGUCCCUGUCCACUCUCCCUAGCUCGGACUUCAUCACCUCCUGCCUCUCCUCCCCCUCAACUCAUCCUCCAUCCUCCACCCGCAGUGGCCCAGAAGGAAUUCAGAGAACCACAGAGCUGCCCACACGAUCCCCUAAUUCAAUCAGCUGUCAGCUCUGUCCACAUAAAGCCCACGCUCCUUAACCCAACCUUCAAGGCUGCUCAUAAUCCAGCCCCUUCCUUCCUUUCCAUCCUGGCCCACACACGUCAGGGGGCAGCCUCGGCCUGUCCCCUGCCACCACGCUCCCAGGGCACCCGCUGUCUGUUGCUGCCCCUCAGGAAGAGAGUGUGCUGGUCUCCUGCCACCGUGGCUGGGUCCCAGAACGAGGACCCGCUCCAGACUCUCCCACCUUCGUGCACACUGUUCCCUAUGCCUGGAUGGCCUCCCUCCAUCCAACGGACACUCAUCUUCAAGGUCCAGCUCAAACGUCCCACUGCAGUCCCUGCAGCAGAAUGAACUGUUCCCUCCAUCUACUUGGGGGAAUCUGGAAAGUUCUGUUAUCAUGCUUGCCCUGUGGCAUCACAGAGCUCCCUCCCACCAAGCUGCAAGUUCUUCCAGGUCAGGCAGGUGCUCGAUUCACGCCGGCCCCUCGAGCAAGGAGUCGGGGGUCCAGCAGGUGCUGGUUAAAGUAAAUGGUCAGCGAGUCCCAGGGGAGGAGCGGCGUUACAGUUCUCCUCCCCCACCCCCAGAGCCUGUGCAUACCCUUAAGAUUCAUGGAUUUUUAAACCCUGCCAAGGGAUUCACUGAAGCCCUCCGAGCCCCCAGCUGGCUCACUGGCUCCCCGGGGCACCAUAGCUGCCCCAUGACCCCAAGCAGACAAUUGGUCCCCUGACCCUGGGCCGUCCUUCCCUUGUCAUUUGUCCCUUCGUCCUGGGCUCAGGUCUGGGCUAUGCCCCCCGUCGGCACCCCCUCCUGUUCAGCCUCAGAGACUAAGGCCCGCCGGGCUGGAUGAUGCUAGCCAUGGCUCCUAUCUGGUGUGGGGCCUUCUCUUCAGCUCUGUAGCCGCCUAUGUCCACAUGGGGGGGGGGGUGAGCUCAGAGUAGGUAAUCCCCACGUGAAUGUAGAUGCUCGGGGGAGGGGGGGUGCUAGGACCGGUUUGGGGUGGAGCCCAGACUUUUGGAAUGGUGUUCCUGCCUUUCUAGAACCAACUCCCUUUCCCAUGUCACUUUAACAACGGUUGUUCAGCACUUCACAGUUUACAAAGUAUGGGUACAUCCACCUGCCCCCUGACACAUCCAUCCUGUCCUCUGGGAAUGGGGGUUCUCACAGAGAGGGGGCGGAGGCCCAGGCUCGUGGCUGGAGAAAGGCAGAGCCGGACCCACAGUGAAGCCCCAGGUUCCUUUCUUGGCACCGUGACCACUCUGCACAGAGACUCAACACCUCCCAAAACCCAGAGGGGAGAGGCUUUGGAGCCCCUUUCAGAGACGCGGGAGGCUGGGGGGUGGCCCAGCCUGUGCCCCGGCUUCUGGGGGCUAACAGGGGCCUGCCCACCUGCCCCUCUCGUGCCCACCUUCUCCCCACCCCAGCGGAGCUCCAGGGGCCGAGCGGCAGGUCCCUCAGCCACACAAGGCGGUGACUCACUCACUUGGUCCCUGGGAGCUAAGACAAGGAACAGCAAGCACAAAGCCACACAAACGUUUGGCUCAAAUGCCAUGUUAUCUUCAGAUGGCUUCUGGUUUCCCACAAAGUGUGAAGGGAUGAAGGAAAAACUUUCCUUCUUGAAUGUUGUAAUCCAUCAAGACGAAUGAAGCCCAGUCAGCUCCUCUCCCUCUCCACCUGCCCUUCAUCCUCACACUUAACGACACUCGCAGGGUAAAAAAUGGCCCCUACUGUUGCUCCAGCACCUGGAGUUGGCCUUGUGAUUGGCAGAGUAUUACACCAAAAUGGCUUCCUUCUCCUCCUUCUUUUUUUUUUUUUUCACUUCUUGAUUAAUGUCCUAAAUUCCUUGGCCCUAUAAUUGAAAAUGGGCUUGAAAUGGCCGGCAUUUGAGCACCUUCCCUCGAAGCUCAGAAAUGAUGAAACCUCUUGCUGGCGGAAGCUGGUGUUCCCAGUAGCUGAGGGAGCUGUUCUCUCUCCGCGAGGUCAGUUAACCUAAAACCCACUUCGCCUGGACUGACAUUUUUUUGCCAGUCUCCUACUUUGUGUGAUGAACGGGAGAGGGAUUUUCCCAGAUGGCAUACGAAUUUCUCCCUCAUGAAAAAAAAUCCAAAAUGUGUUUCUGUUCCCAGGGACAAAAAAGGCUUUGCAGAACACUCAACCUCCAUUACCUCCAUCUCUAGUAACCAAAAGUCUGGACGUGUAUAUAACUAGGAAAGCCAUGCAGCAUAAUGCUUUACAUGUGCACGCGUGUGCACACACACACACAGCACCAUCGAGCUUUUGUAUAAAAUAGCAACAUUACUGAUGAUUUUCUCAUUUCUGGCGAUUUCCUUCUGAGUCUUAUUUAGAGAGCCAAGGAAAAAGGGCUCUGUGCGGCCCUAGGGUAACAUAACGUGCUCCCCAAGAGGCUCCUGGGAAAGCUUUCCUCUGACGUGAAGGUGCUUUUGAGGAUUCUGACCAGGACCGUCGGCCCGGGCCUCAGGGACACCAGGGCACUCCCGGGCUGCAGGAGCGAGGCCACAGUGAUGGGGGAAGCCAGCCGGGGUAUUUUCCCCAGCAGAACCUCUUGCAUCACAAAGGGGAAGAAAAGACCUGCUUUUGCAGCGCCUGUCACUAUGCUGGGUGAUCGUGCACCAGCGACUUCACCUCUCUGCCCUAUUUCUCGGGCCCUUACGGUGGCAAUCGUGUCAUCAUGGACAUGAGGAGCCUAUCACGGGAAUUGGCGCCCAGGAACUACCUUAACAAAUGUCUGCUGAGAUCUGCUAGGACGGGACAGAUGCCAGGGAACCCUCGGGCCCACCUGGAUGUCCCCGACAGAGGGGCCCUUGAGGUCCGGCGGGCCCCCCCACCCCCUGCCUGGCGCUCCAGCCUUCCUCCCUCUGGGCAGGGCUCUGUGCUAGGCUGCAGCUCCUGCCUCUUAAAAGCCUUUAAACAUUCUUUAUUAAAUUUUAAUGGCACAUAAAGUCAAGGUUCUGUUACUUGGCCUCAGUUGUCUUGGUAACUUCGUAAAAUGCAGUAAUAAAACAAAGCUGAGUGUUGCUAAAC
Zalophus californianus (California sea lion) is the source of this 8785-nucleotide messenger RNA. It is a transcript of the gene TTLL11, whose product is annotated as tubulin tyrosine ligase like 11. NCBI's taxonomy places the organism in Eukaryota, Metazoa, Chordata, Mammalia, Carnivora, Otariidae. Gene Ontology annotation, biological process: protein polyglutamylation; microtubule cytoskeleton organization. Gene Ontology annotation, cellular component: cilium. Gene Ontology annotation, molecular function: tubulin-glutamic acid ligase activity; tubulin binding. Bases 761 to 2869 code for a protein of 702 amino acids. The transcript is spliced from 9 exons. The record is from RefSeq and is a predicted model, not a curated record.